UGUACUCCGCUGACCAAAUGUUUCAAAGUAAGAGCUUCCCUCUGUUACGCAUUAAUAUGUUGACGAAGUAAGGUUUGUAUUGUGUAGGCUAUAUUAACCGAGACUUGCUUCUAAUAUCAAGUCAUGGAAGGUUGCCCAAAGGUGCUGAUGAUAAGCUUUGACACAAAAGAGCCGGCUGCAGCAGAUUUCACUGCUCCAAUUACCAGCUAUAUUCAGGAUUUCUAUCAUGAAAAUCCUGAUUCAUACAAAAACGAAAUACAGCAAAUCAACCAACUCAAAAAGAAUAUAUCAAAUGUGACAAGGGAUAAUCAAGGCUGCAGUGCAUAUAGAAAAUACUAUGCACAACUUCAGUUUUUGCAAUCAAGGUUCCCUAUGGGAUCAGGUGGAGCAGCUUCUCUUCCCCUUGUAUGGUAUGAUGUUUACACUGGGGAUCCUGUGACGCAGAAAGACAUAAGAUUUGAGCAAGCUUGUGUUUUAUUUAAUCUUGGUGGGCUAUAUUCACAGCUUGGAGCAAACGAGAGUAGAACAUCUGACGAGAGUAUGAAAGUUGCUUGCACAUACUUUCAGUGUGCAGCGGGUGCAUUUCAGUAUCUUAAGGAAAAUUUUUCACUUGAGUCAUUUCCAGACAUGGCAGGCGAUGUACCAACAUUGAAAUCGACCAUAAUGCUGUGUCAGGCUCAGGAAUGUUUGCUGGAAAAGUCAAUAAGAGACAAUCGAAAAUGCACUUUGAUAGCUAGAAUCAGUAUUCAAAUAAAAGAUUAUUACCAAGAUGCAGUCAAGCUACUUGAAGGAAAUGGAACCUCUGAAAUGGGAUCCCAACUGCGAAAGUCUUGGACGAAACAUUUGCAAAUGAAGAUAAACAUGUAUACAGCUAUUGCAUACAUAUACAUGUCAAACGAGGCUGAUGAAGGCAAGAAAUUUGGUGAGAAGCUGGCCUACUUAAAAGCUGCUUCAGAAAAGAUCAACGAAGCAGUAAAAACGACAAAGAAUCAACCAGAUCAGGUCAUGGAAACUCUCAGGUUUUUACAAGAUGUCGUUGGAAAUAAGCUUGAUGCGGCCGUCAAGGAAAACGAUUUCGUUUACCAUGCCUUGGUGCCAGAUAUGGACAAGCUUCCAGAGAUCAAAGGAGUGUCGCUGGUGAAAGCAAUGCCGUUUCAGUACAACGACCCAAGCAUUUCCGGGCCUGAUAUAUUUCAAAAGCUAAUUCCAAUGAAGGCUCAUGAAUCUUCUUCGCUUUAUAGUGAAGAAAAAGCAGGCCUUUUGAGAAAGAUAACAUCUGAAAUUGAAGAGAAAAAUCUAUAUUUGAGUGAAUCGUUAUCAUCAAUGCAUAUCGAUGAUCUGAUGAAUCCAGUUGAAGAAGUUAUCCCUGAAAAUUUGAGCCAGAAAUGCAAGGAACUUCGAAAUGUUAGUGAUAUUGUUUCUACAACGGAAGAUCAAAUCAAAGAACUAGCAAUGCUGUCAGAAGAAUUUGAGGUGAUUUUCAAUGAAAUUGCUUCUGUUUUGAAAAAUGAAGAAGAGUUCGAAAGGGAAGCGAAGUUAGGAGACAGUGAUCGAGGAACAUCAAAAGAACUAGAGGACUUGAAAAAGGAAUUCACUCAGUGCAUUGAAGUGAACGAGCAAGCCAGAAACACCAAUAUGACCUUAUGCAAUCAUUUUGAAGAAAGCAAAGAGAUCAUUGAACUUCUCUGUGGCCCAGAUGACAGAAUUCUUGCAUCACUGCCAUCACAAAACUUCAUUGACGCCCCAAUUGAUGAACCUGUGGUUCAGAGGAUCAGAGAACUUCUCGGUGCUGUUGAAAAAAUGAAGAAUCAAAGGGCCACUGUCGAGAAGCAGUUUCGAGAUCAGCUGAAUAAAGAUGACAUCACAAGCCUACUCGUUAUAAAGGAGGAUGGAAACCAGGAAAACUUUUUCAAGGAUCAGCUAAAGAAACACGACGAAAUGGUUGCUAUUAUCAGGCAGAACCUAAGUGCACAAGAUAAUAUUCUAUUGCAACUGACAGAAGAGAACGCAAAAUAUGCUCCUACUCGAAUCGCUGCAGUGGAAAUCGCUGCUAGACGCAAUGUCCAGGUUCAAAGUUACAUUAAUCAUACGACACUGUUCUUGGAAGUUAGAGAGAGGCUGGUACGUGGUUUGAAGUUUUAUCGUGAUCUGAAAGAAACAUUAAAGAUACUUGAGAAAAAAGUAGCAGAAUUUUGCCGCAAGCGAGAAAAAGAUAAAGUUAAGUUCAAAGAGAUAAAGAAGAAAGAUGCUCCACCUCCACGUCCGACUGCUGCUAAGCCAACAUUUGACCGCUCGGCCAAGCCCACUGGCAGUCAACAUGCUCCGUCAUUAAGUCAUGAUAAUAUGUUUACUCCAAUCUCACCGAACUUCCUACCAUCGCAGCUUCCUGCAAAUUUACAAAGACCACAGGGUUCAAUUAUGCCUCCAGUUGGUCCUUAUCAAAACAUGCCCCCAGGGGCUGCAAGACCACAGUUUGUUCAAAAUCCCCGAAUGGUAACUCCUAGCACAGUGCCUAAUUCCGGGGGUAAUAUUCCACCAAUGCCUGUCAGUCAAUCUCAUGUAGAAAUGAUGAUGCGCCCACGAGUUCCUGGAACAGUCUCUGGCACAAACAUCCCACAAAGGUUUGAUGUUCGAGCGCCUUUGGAUACCACCCAAUCUAUGUUUCCUGCAGGCCCUCAGAACGACAAUUUUCGUCAGCGAUUUCCACAUGACAAUCGAUUACCACAAAAUCAACCCCGUUUCUCAGCAUCUGGGCCAUUACCAAAUUUACCACAAAGUCCUCAGUUUCAACAAGUUUCGACAAAUUUUUCUCGUCCUCAGUUUGUUCAGCCACCGCAAAACCAGACGAUUCCACUUCCAGGCCAGCCUUUGCAGCCACAGAUGCCUCCGCAAAUGCCCAUGCAACCUCCAUCUUCCCAAGUUAGACAAUCUUUACCCAAUCACAUGAAUCAAAUGAGGAGAGGUUCUGCAGAUCAGGCUCCGUUUCCUGUUGAUCAACAUGGACAGCAGCUACGCCCAGUUCUCCAGCCUCAAGGAAUUCGUAGCCCGGAUCACAAAGUAAUGCAACCCAGGUUUUCAGCUCCAGAUCAAAGAAAUCUUCCACCUUUAGAACGGCCAGCAUACGGUGGCCAACCGCCGAUGCAGCGUCCACCGAAUCCAAACAUGAUGAUGCCUAGGCAAGAGUUUAGACCACGUGCACAGCAAAUUCAAAAUUUAGAUCAGGCGCAUGGUCUAUACAAUGUGCAGCAACCCCAGAGACAGCAAUUACCAGGUGUGGCUCAACAACCCCCGAAUAUGCAGUACAGACCACAAACCCCACAGCAGGUAGUGCCGCAGGACACAAGGUUUGCUUUUGAAAUGCAGAGCCAGUUGCAAGGCCCGCAAAGAGGUAGCAGCCAAGUUGUUGGACCUCGUUUUGGAGGACUGCCUGACAAGAACUUCGUUUCAAACGCCCAGACAGUUCAAGGGCACAGGGUUGCUUUUGCGGGUCCGAUGGGCAAUGUACCACAGUUUAUGCAAGGCCAGGUAUCUCCUGGUGACCAGUUUCGUUUUCCAGCCAUGCAGCAGCAACAACAACAGCCAAGAACAGACCUGAGGCUACCAGAGCCAUUGCUGCCUGAGAAAGUGGUCACUCCUCAAAAUUUGAUGGACAGGGAAGAUAACACAGAGAUCAACAAGGCAGUAGACCUACUACCAACUCCAGCUUCUUUGCAGCAAAAUUUCCAACAACCAAACCCAUUAGAUCCAAAUCCUACUGUUGAAAUGAAAAUACCAAAGUCAGUUGGUUCUUUAAACAAUCCAAUUGCUAGCGGUCAAAUGAACCCUCAGUCUCCGUUUACUGUACCAGAAAAUAAGGAAAGUCGACCUCCGUCUAGACCCGUUUAUAAUGAAGUACCAAGUCUUGAAGCCCAACCAGAAGUGUUUAGAAAUAUGUAUGCAGAUCAGACUGAGCAGCCAAGAUCGUUAUCUGGUGGUCGUGAAUUGCCAGGAAACUUAGUGCAGAGGCAGAUAUCUGAUAAUACAGGCCAAAGUAAUUUUCAGCUGAGAAACCAAUAUGCAUAUCAAGGACCCAUGUCCAGCCCGACACCUGAGUGCUCUCAGCCCAGUUCAUUUCAAUCCGAGCCAAGUCCAUUAACAUUUCAGCAACGGCCUGCAGUGACCCAGAUUGUGAGUGAUAAUGCUCAAGGUGGGAACAGGUCUUUGCCAACGGCUCCUCCGUUGGUGGUCAGCUCUCAAAAUACCGGAGUGUAUAAUCCACCGCCACCUUUUUCUUCAAGCCGACCUUUCGAUCUAAUAACAAUGAACAACAGGCCCGUGAUGGCAACUGCACAGACCUCCGAUUCGGUUAUUUCGGGAAUCUUAGGUAGCCAAACGCAGGGAGAUCGAAACCAGCCGGAUAUUAUGCAAAUGGGGUUUCAGCAGUUCCAAAUGCAGCAAAUGAUUCUGCAGCAGCAGCAGCUCAUUAGCAUGAUUCAAAAUCAGCAAAGCCAGCAAAAGGCAGCAGAGACAAUGCAAAUAGAGAAAUUGCAGCAACAAAUCCUAGACCAGCAAAAAGUUAUCGAGCAGUUGGCCAACGAGCAGCACAAACUGCUAGAUCAACAGCAACAUUCGUCUCACUUGUCACAUGACAACUCCCAAGAAUACAUGCAGAUGCAGAUGAGGCAGCAGCAGUUUCAGAUGCUUGAACAACAAGAGCAGCUGUUACAGCAAAGGUCCUUGUUGAUGCAGCUACAGAGUUCACGUCCUAUGGGUGUCCCUUUCAAAGAUAGGGACUCAUCGAAACAGAAUCUUGGUCUCUCAACAUCGCAAACAAAUGUUGUUAGUCCUGCAGUUGAUUUGUCUUCAAGUGACAAAUCACAACCAGUUAAGUCUGUCUCUAAGCUAGAUAAUUCACUAAGUCCCCUUUCAACUUCUCAUGAUGCUAGAGAUUACCAAACUUCACAGGAAAUACCUAGUAAUAUUGACGAAUCAAAGGUUAGAGAUUCAAAAAUAGUACCGAGUACAAAAGCUUCAAACGAUGUCAAAGGUGCUGCCAAGACGGAUAUGGAGUCCUUAGCGUCUUCAGUGUUGUCAGCCUUUGAUGUAUCAUUAUCGUCGGAAACAUCCUCGGAACUGACUUCCAAGAUUAGUAUGUCCACAUCAGCUGCUUUUAUCGAAGAAAAUAAAAGCCCUUCCACAGAGAAACCACAAAGUACCAAUGAACUGCUCAACUUUGACAUCAGUCAGUUCGAGGAGGAAAUGCACGCUGUUCUCUCAGGUAGUCAAGACAACUCGUUGAAAACACCAGUUAGUAAGACUAUAAACACGGAAAGCAACAUGGGGCAGUUUGCAAAGGAAAUUUCUUCUUUUAGCAUAUCAGAAAGCGAUUUCCGUAAAGAUUCGGUGUCUCCUAGACCAAGUGGAGAGAAAAGUAUCGAUUCUGAUGACGCUAAAAAGCACAGUGACACACCAGUUAGGCCAGAAAAUAGUCCACCGUUUUAUGAGCCGAUGCUUGAUGCUGAACAGAAAUUAAAACACGUAAGUGGACAAUUGGUAACAGAAAGGGCAGGAGACAUGGGAGUUAUUGAAAAGCCUACAACAGAAACUCAGAAUGUGCCGAAAGGUAAAACGGAUGCAGUUCCUAAUGACGCAGAAGUAAAGGACUCUUUACUAACAUCAGAUUCCCUGGGUGAUAGUCACACAAAUGAAGGAAAUUCGGUUGGUAGUGUUAAAAGUGAUUUUACUGAGUCAGGAAAAAGUAGUGUUAGCAAAGAUACUGAAAAAGAACAUGAUAUUUCAGCUACUGAGUUGGAGCAGAAAUCUGAGACGUUAAAAUUAGAUGAAGAUGCAUCUGUAGGCUUAAUGCAGAACGAUUCAUCCGUAGAAAAAGCAAGUGAUGCACUGCCAAGAGACUCAGAUGCAAAAAAGAAAAGUAAUGAUAUUCCUAAUAAUAUAUCGAUACCCAGCAUGGGAACCACAGAGAUUACUGUUGAUGAAGCUGCCAGCCCUUCACCAUCAAGACCGCAGUUUAAUAGACAGGAAGGAAGGCUCUCUUUCUAUCAAGCAGUUGAAACUGCGGAGGAACGACGGGCCUAUCUGGAGGACUUGGAUGAGGCUGUGGAGCAAAUGCAUCAGCAGUGCAUGGACCUUUGCAAAAGAAUUACAGGGACUCCUAUGGACGGAUUUACUAAACUGUGGAAUGACUUGGCACAAGUUGAGGAGCUUGAUUCUUGCAGCUUCAGCGCAGAGGCGGGAAAAAGCAACGUGAACAAAAACCGAUACAGAGAUAUUCUUCCGUGGGACCAUACCAGAGUCCUUCUUAAAAGUCUUCCAAAUGAUUAUAUCAAUGCGAAUCAUAUUGAUAACCUUACGCAAUGUUCUCCGAGAUACAUUGCCUCUCAAGGACCAAUUCCCCAGUGUUUUGAGGACUUUUGGACCAUGGUGUGGGAGCAACGGUGCCCUGUGAUUGUCAUGCUCACUAAUGAAAUGGAAGGUACAAAGCUCAAGUGUCAUCGCUACUGGCCUAAAAAGUUGGAGCAAACAACGGAAUACGGGGCGUUGUGUAUUUAUCUUAGUGAACAGGAAGCUGGUCCGUCAUGGAGAAGGAGAACGUUCAUAGUUUCUAAUCGUGAGACAAAUGAAGCAAGGAAGGUCGAGCAAUUACAAUUCACCUCGUGGCCUGACUAUGGGAUACCCGAUACACCAUACGAUCUUCUAGCUUUCAAUGAAGAGGUUCGAAAAUGUCAUCAUUCUGCGGAUCCAGCAGGAGCUACGCCAUUGCUAUUACAUUGCAGUGCCGGAGUUGGUCGCACGGGAACAUUUGCUUGCAUUUAUUCUGCAAUCGAGGAAAUAAUCGGUGGAAAUGGCUUGAUUGAGAUACCUGGGCUAAUUCGGAAGCUUCGCCAGUGCCGAUUUCACAUGGUUCAGAAAAAGGAGCAACUCGUGUUCUGUUACCAGGCUAUACUAUGUUACGCUCAGCAGUUCCUUGCUGAAGAGCAAAUGAAGGAGGAAAAAAGUGACAACUCUGGUGAGGAGGUAAAACUAAAUGAAGAUGAAGGAUCGCCUUACGCGUUUCUAGAAGGUGGGAGUUCUCCAAUGGACCGCGUCGACCAGCUAUUAGAGCUACCCCUGGAUCCAGUAGUAACAAGUAAUGACAAAACAAGUCAGGAAGUAAACACAGAAUCGAGUGAAAGUAAUGAAGCAGAGGGCCUGUUUGCUAAUAGAAACUUAGAGGUGUCGGAGCCUAUAGAUAAUUCAAGUAGCAGCCAGAUGGAAGAUAGGUUAACAAUCGACGUGACUGCCGCAAGAAAUGGUUCAGAAAACGGUGCCUCUCGUGUAGAUCAUUCGACUGAGGACAUUGAUGCCAGUCGUGAAAGAGCGGACAGUAUCCCAAAAUUUAAAGUCAAAUCGGAUAUUUUCGCACAUAAAAGCCCACCUCUGAGUCCGGAUCCGGGAGCGGUCUCAUCGGACGAUAAAGUAUAGGAAAUUCUUUCGAAAUUAAAUUAUAACAAAGAGCUUGAAUGUACUUAAAUAUUGUAUAAUCUCGAUUCCCCAAUGCAGCGUUAAGCUUCUAAAGAAGAGAAAUUCUUUUGUAUUAAAUGCCUGUAAAUGUAGCUUUCAAAAUGAAGUUCAGAUUGCUUUAAUUUUGAAAAUGGUAGUCUUACACUCCCAGUUUCAAAGUGGUUUUUAGGCCCAAAAUAUCAAAUCUGAAAAUGCUUCCAAAAUCGAAAAAACAGCUCAGAGAAAAUAAAGGCUUCGUUUAAAAAUCAAGAAGACAUCAAAGCAGCCUUUAAUGGAGGCAGAAAUUUAAUUUUCAAUAAUUUAUCUAUGCAAGGCGUCUCAGUUUUCGGCGAUACCUAAAUUAGGGUUUGCUUUUUGUAAGCGAGAAAAUAUGUUAUUAGAAUAAAUAUUUAAAUUUUAAAACUUGUGAUAUUUCUUUCUAGCACCAAAUUGAAGCACAAAAUUAUCAGUGGAGCUGGGGUACCAGAAAUUGGGAGGGAAAGUGAUUUUUAGAGGAAACAAGAGAACAAAUGCACUGCAUGGUCUGCUUCAGAGCCUCUCUUCCCUACACUUUCUUUUUAAAAAAUUCCGUCCCUUCUUUCCUCUCCUGCCAAUUAGGUUCUGGUACAAGGGACAAUGGGGUGGAUGAAAAACUGCUUGUUUCGCUUGACUGAGGUUCCAUGUAGUCAGGGCCUGCGGUAACUAGAUGCCACGUAGGAUAACAACAUCGCUGGAAAAUUAGCUAGCAACUUGAAUCAAAGAUAAACAACAGCGAGAGAAUCUUCCCCUACAUAUUGCAAUGUUUUCACCUUUACAUAAAACAUGAUUUUUAUAAUUUUUUUUAGAAAUAUCGUGCUAUGUGAACCAUAUGCAUCAUUUUCAUUGCAAUUUAAGCUUUUUCAAUUAUUUAUUUAGGUGUAUCAGUUUUAAAAACGUGAAUUUAGUAUUGAUUAGAAAAGCUGUACAAUUUUCAGUUUGAUAUGAACGAGUAACAUUUCAAGUACCAUGAAGUUAGCAAGAA
This is a messenger RNA of Rhopilema esculentum, 8500 nucleotides long. RefSeq lists its product as uncharacterized. Gene Ontology annotation, cellular component: endosome. The record is from RefSeq and is a predicted model, not a curated record. Gene Ontology annotation, biological process: protein transport to vacuole involved in ubiquitin-dependent protein catabolic process via the multivesicular body sorting pathway; early endosome to late endosome transport; endocytic recycling. NCBI's taxonomy places the organism in Eukaryota, Metazoa, Cnidaria, Scyphozoa, Rhizostomeae, Rhizostomatidae. Gene Ontology annotation, molecular function: protein tyrosine phosphatase activity; protein binding.